ACCAAACCUACCAGAAAAGCUCGAAAAGGAAAAUCUUUUUAAUGAAAAAGGAGGAGCAGACAAGACCAAGAUUCGCUUUAGGGUUUUGUCUCCUCCUCCGUCGAAUUCGUAUGAUCAAAUAAGACGGCGUGGAGGAAGUGGGACGGUGAGGAACUGUGUGUGCGUUUGAAGAGAUGGCGCAUAAUAGCGUUAACGUGGUUGCUACGAAGACGAAGCCUCAAUCGUCGCGGAGCUGGGUUAGUAUAGUUGCGACGGGAGAGAGUGAGGCGCUAGAUGUUGAUAAGUAUGCUAUUAUGCACCGCGUCCAGAUCCACGCUCGUGAUCUUCGGAUUCUUGACCCGAAUUUAUCUUACCCGUCUACUAUUCUUGGCCGUGAGAGAGCCAUUGUGCUCAAUUUGGAGCAUAUCAAGGCGAUUAUCACUUCCGAAGAGGUUUUGCUACGGGAUCCAUCAGAUGAACAUGUUAUUCCAGUUGUGAAGGAGCUUGAAAGACGCUUACCUGUUGGUAACGAAGAACACCAUGGUCAAGGAGAUGGAAAAGAGAGCUCAAAUGCACAUAACGACCCUGAUGCUGGCGAAGAAGAUGAAUCCCCGUUUGAGUUUCGGGCGCUUGAAGUUUUCUUGGAAGCAAUCUGCAGCUUCUUAGCUGCAAGAACAACAGAGUUGGAAACAGCUGCUUAUCCUGCUUUGGAUGAGCUUACCUCAAAGAUUAGUAGCCGUAACUUGGAUAGAGUUCGGAAGCUGAAGAGUGCCAUGACUCGGUUAACAGCUCGUGUUCAAAAGGUAAGAGAUGAGCUGGAACAGUUGCUGGAUGAUGAUGAUGACAUGGCUGAUCUUUACCUUUCGAGGAAACUCUUCAGCGCUUCCUCAGCGUCCACUAGUCCAAAUUACUAUCUCACUUCCCCAACAAUAGGCUCCAAGAUCUCGAGAGCGAGCAGAGCGAGUCUAGCCACAGUUCGUGGGGAUGAAAACGAUGUUGAAGAGCUUGAAAUGUUGCUCGAGGCAUACUUCAUGCAAAUCGACAGCACUUUGAACAGAUUAACAACACUACGUGAGUAUAUCGAUGACACAGAGGAUUACAUCAACAUACAGCUAGACAAUCAUCGUAAUCAGCUGAUCCAGCUGGAGCUUGUGUUGAGUUCUGGAACCGUUUGCUCAUCGUUUUACUCUCUGGUCGCUGGAAUAUUCGGGAUGAACAUUCCAUACACAUGGAACAAUGACCAUGGAUACAUGUUCAAAUAUGUUGUGAUUGGUACGGGGAUGUGUUGUGUAAUCUUGUUUGUGUUCAUAAUGUCGCAUGCUCGGUACAAAGGGCUUGUGGGAAGUUAAAGAGAUACUGCAGAAAGCAUUGAGACUUGUAAUUGUAAAGAUGAGCGUGACUCUUUAACCGCACCAAUGAUAGGUUUUAGCUAUCUGUAACUCUCAGAUCUGUAUAAACUCUCACUCUUUUGUAUUGAAUAAUGAAAGAAGGAAUAAAACUUUGAAGUACGAUUACA
Brassica oleracea var. oleracea is the source of this 1495-nucleotide messenger RNA. Its product is annotated as magnesium transporter MRS2-2-like. The transcript is spliced from 9 exons. Gene Ontology annotation, biological process: magnesium ion transport; transmembrane transport. NCBI's taxonomy places the organism in Eukaryota, Viridiplantae, Streptophyta, Magnoliopsida, Brassicales, Brassicaceae. The coding region runs from base 174 to 1328 and encodes 384 amino acids. Gene Ontology annotation, molecular function: magnesium ion transmembrane transporter activity. Gene Ontology annotation, cellular component: membrane. The record is from RefSeq and is a predicted model, not a curated record.